CUCAUGCUUACAAACGUGAUUCGUUACGUCAAUAGUUUUGUAACAUUGAACCCUGAUCCCCCGAUAUUAGGGGUACGGGUAUAUAUAUUAGGCCGCUGAGAAGCACCUGCAUCAGAUCAUCAGAGCACGACAAUUGGACAGAUCAUCUUGAAACAGAAGUCUCUUUAACAUGUCAAGCAUUAAGUAUUUCUACGUUUUAGCAGUCAUUGCCGCUGCGGCCCAACUGUCAUCGGCAACUUUUCAACGUAGGGACGAGUGUUUGGCCGGUGUGAAUCACAAAAGCAGACCUGGCCCAGAACCAUAUCUUCGAGCGUGCCGCACCUACAGAAACAGCGCCUGCUGCACGCCCCAAUUUACACGACAGCUAGCUGCCUCACCGAUCACAAAAGUAGGAGACACUAACUGGAACCUUUGUGGACAACUGAGCGCUAGAUGCGAACGGCAUAUGGUGGCCACAGAGUGCUUCUAUCGCUGCUCUCCCAACAUUGUACACUGGGCAAGCCCAAAUUAUCCCGCCGCUACGGUUCGUGUCCCUAUCUGUGCCUCGGACUGCGACGCCUGGUUUGAUGCCUGUAAAGAUGAUUUCACGUGCGCCGAAAAUUGGCUAACUGAUUGGAACUUCACAAAGUCUGGGGAAAAGCAGUGCAAAGGACCCUGUAAAACAUUCGCUGAGACAUACAAAGACGGCAGGGGCCUGUGCCAAAAAAUGUGGGCGCUAUCACUCGACUACUCCACGGACUCCAACCGCUGUAUGAAGCUGAAGUGGGACGGGAGGCAAGGAAACCCCAACAACGACGCCGUUCAGAGAAUAUUCCAGUCCACCGGGUAUUUCAGGAGCGUUAUGGAUUCCAUCUAUGGCUUGUUUGGCGCUUGAUUGAUGGCAUUUCAUUUUGAACUUAACUGAAUUGUUCUAUUAAAAAUAACAACAGUGAUGAAAAUGGACAUCUAAUAUUAGACAGUAUUCUAUUAAAAAUAACGUCAAUGAUGAAAAUGGACAUCUAAUAUACAAACGUAGAGGUCAGAUCUGGACUAACCACCGUUACCAGAUCAAUGCUCCCUGUCAAACGAUAGGGCUUGCUACAUCUUGACAUGAAAUAUAUUGUUACAUGCAUUUUUACUUGUGGAAAAUAAAAUAAUUUCCAAUAUUUUC
Lingula anatina is the source of this 1150-nucleotide messenger RNA. RefSeq names its product riboflavin-binding protein. The record is from RefSeq and is a predicted model, not a curated record. Gene Ontology annotation, cellular component: external side of plasma membrane. Lineage: Eukaryota; Metazoa; Brachiopoda; Lingulata; Lingulida; Lingulidae. Gene Ontology annotation, molecular function: riboflavin transmembrane transporter activity; signaling receptor activity; riboflavin binding.